CAGAGCCUCUCUCUCUCUCUCUCACUAUCUCUCUCUCCAGUUCCAACAUGACUACCAAGUUCUUCAGUUUCGUUUUGCUGCUGCUUUUGCUCAACUCUACAUUCAUUGCAGUAAGUGCUCGGCCCUUGAAUAUCAUGAAGUACAGAAGCUCUGGUUUUGGAGCAACUGGAGGAGGUUUCUUUGAUGGGUUAUCACUUGGAGCCAUCAAGCAAUCGGGACCUAGCCCCGGUGAGGGGCACAAGCUUACGAACAAACAAACUCUCGGAGGGAUUAAAACCUCGGGUCCAAGUCCUGGUUCAGGAAAUGCAUUUACAAAUGUUGAGAUUCUAGGAGGGAUUAAGGACUCCGGCCCAAGCCCUGGGUCUGGAAACAAAUUCACAAAUGUUGAGACUCUCGGAGGGAUUAAGGAUUCCGGUCCAACUCCUGGUACAGGAAACAAAUUCACAAAUGUUGAGACUCUUGGUGGAAUUAAGGAAGCGGGUCCAAGCCCUGGUACGGGAAACAAAUUCACAAAUGUUGAGACUCUUAGUGGAAUUAAGGACUCAGGUCCAAGCCCUGGUACUGGAAACAAAUUUACAGACAACACCCAUCAAUAAGCAUGAGUGAACAUAAAAAUAGAAACUAGGAAUAUUCUCUACUUAUUUUCUCAUUUAUAUUUUUUGGUUGAUUUAUAUGUAUCUUGAAGAUAAGACCAUUCAUAUUAUUUUCAUUUCAUUUAUUUGUCUCAAAUUUUCAUUACCAUGUAAAGAAUCUCCGAGCGUGCAUUGUCGAAUAUUAUAA
Molecule: messenger RNA, 780 nt
Organism: Malus domestica (apple)
Lineage: Eukaryota; Viridiplantae; Streptophyta; Magnoliopsida; Rosales; Rosaceae
Source: RefSeq, a predicted model, not a curated record